AUGAAUAAGAUUGAGGAUGAACAUCAGAUAAUCAUGAGAUAGAUUCAAGGAGUAUCUUUUGCCUCUGAAAUGCAUGAUAGAGAUGAAAAGCAAAUCCACAAAGACUUGGUUAGAAUAAUUGUGAAUGAGGAUCGAAAAUUGAAAGCCAAAAGAACUUUAUUUAGUCUGGCAAACUCAAUCCUUAUUGUGUUAUCCAUAUACAACAUGGUAUCAUUGGUAAAUAUAGAGGCCUAUCAUUCAUUCAUAUACUUCGAAGAAUUACAAUAGGACCCAGAUAACUUUGGGAUCCUCUAUUACUUGGUGUUGAUAGACAUCAUUCAUUUUUUGAGAAUCAUAAAUUGUUGUAAUGGGAUAUUCGGAGCAGAACUCAAAUCUCAAAAAAUAGUCACUUUUUAUUUGAUAUUUUCAUCAUUUCUUUUUUUGUGUCGCAGCGUUCUGACAAUCAUUACAAUAAUCAGUUACUCAUAGAUUCGAAAGUUAUGCGCUUAAUUUUUUUUAGAUGAGGAUGCAGAUAGUCUGGCUCUCAAUUAUUGUCUAGUGAUGGCAUCAUUCCUGAUUUUGGAUGCUCUGUUCACAAUGAUCUGUAUUGUUUAAGGAUCAAACAAUAGAGAGAACCAGUAAAUUUCUAAUGAACUACGACAAAAGAUUCAGAGGAAGUACUUCAUUUGCUAUGAAAAUGCUUUAAAUUCAUUUUUUUGA
Molecule: messenger RNA, 699 nt
Organism: Paramecium tetraurelia
Lineage: Eukaryota; Ciliophora; Oligohymenophorea; Peniculida; Parameciidae
Exons: 3
Source: RefSeq, a predicted model, not a curated record